AGACGAAAAGUGGGGUUAGGUGUAGUAAAGGGACAAGAGAGGAAGAAGGAAAGAGUAAAAGAGGAAGAAAGAAAAAGAGACGAGUUUUCUCAUAUUGUAAGUGGGGAUAGAAUCUUAGUGUGCAGCAGAAAGAACGUAUAGUUUUGCGUCUCCAACCAGGCUGUAUACGAUCGACAAGCGAGAUAGAGAGAAGACGUUAUAUGGUGUAUGCAAGAGAGAAGAAACGAAUUGACAACGCGAACGUUAGACAGAGAAGAAAAUAAAAGGGAGCAGCUUGCGGAACGGCAUGUCCUCGCGUGCUCGUGUCGUACAGAGUUUCUGAACGCAGCCAUUACGACACAACCGCUCUCGGUGACGCUUUGCUGCGGUAGAACCGUAUUCACGCGCGCAGUGGUCACGGAACAAUCGAAACUGGACACACGUGUUUUUGAAAAUACGAACGAAAUUUAAACAGUGUUACAUCAGUAACGAAGAAGAAUACGUCUAUUAACGUGAGAAACAAAUUUUUUAAAAGCUGUUUGUUUUGUGCGUGUACAGGGUGGCUUAAGGACGCCUUUUGACGCGCGGCGUCACGUCGCGCGGGUCAUUAAUAACCCAAGGGUGUCCAAUUUGAUUUGAUAAAUAGUCUGGUAAAUUCGCGAUUGAAGUAAAUCGCUUGAUUUCUUGUGAUAUCGAUUUGAGAGAAAAUUAUCAACCAUGUUUGAUGUAUUUGGAUCCGUAAAGGGACUGCUAAAGCUCGACAGCGUUUGCAUCGAUAAUAAUGUAUUCCGGCUGCACUACAAAGCGACGGUGAUCAUAUUAAUUGCUUUUUCAUUAUUGGUUACAUCCAGACAGUAUAUCGGAGAUCCCAUAGAUUGCAUCGUAGAUGAAAUACCACUUCAUGUAAUGGAUACAUACUGCUGGAUCUAUUCAACGUUUACAAUUCCUGAUCGAACCGGUGUCGUUGGCAAAGACAUGGUGCAACCAGGUGUUGCAUCUCACGUUGAGGGUGAAGACGAAAUCAAAUAUCAUAAAUAUUAUCAGUGGGUGUGCUUUACGCUCUUCUUCCAGGCAAUAUUGUUUUAUGUACCACGUUAUUUAUGGAAGACCUGGGAGGGUGGUAGAAUUAAGAUGCUAGUCCUGGAUUUAAAUUGUCCUGUAAUGAGUGAUGAAUUUAAAUCGGAAAGAAGAAAAUUAUUGGUCGAGUAUUUCGCGACGAAUUGGCAUACACAAAAUUUUUACGCAUUUCGUUUCUUCUUGUGCGAAGUGUUGAACUUCGUUAACGUAGUUGGCCAGAUCUAUUUCAUGGACUUUUUUUUGGAUGGCGAGUUUACCACUUAUGGCUCGGAUGUGGUUAAAUUCACGGAAAUGGAACCUGAAGAGAGGAUUGAUCCGAUGUCACGGGUAUUCCCUAAAGUUACCAAGUGUACAUUCCAUAAAUAUGGUGCGUCCGGUACAGUGCAGAAAUUCGAUGGUCUCUGCGUACUACCGUUGAACAUCGUCAAUGAGAAGAUUUACGUGUUUCUCUGGUUCUGGUUCAUCAUCCUAUCCGUAUUAAGCGGUUUAACUCUGGCCUAUCGUGCUGCAGUAAUAGCUGGUCCGAAGCUUCGCUUGGUGCUAUUGCGUGCACGUUCGCGCCUCUCAAAGCCAGAACAUAUUAAUACAAUCGCGGAAAUGUGUAUGAUCGGCGACUGGUUCGUUCUUUAUCAACUUGGCAAGAAUAUAGACCCGGUGGUAUAUCAACAACUCGUUGUGGAUCUCGUUACGAAACUUCAGGGCAAAGAAUCUGUUUAGUUUCGUUUGUUAUAUUCAUAGAAUACCUCUUUUUCUUUUCUUUUCUCGCUUCUUUGUUCUUUUAUUCGAUUCUUGAACAUUUAAUUAGUCGAGUUGUUCAUCAUUAUAGUUUACCGUAUUUUCAUUAUAGUUUAUUCAAAGAUUAAAGACCAUUUUGAAUUACGUUUACUUUUCAUAUAUGUAUAUUGCAUGUGUAAAAUAUGUACAUGCAUUCUUAUAUUUUUGAAAAAUUUUUCGUAAUUCAAUAUGGCGUACGUAUAAAAUGAAUUUUCCCUUCGAUCGUUAUAAGAAAAUUCGAUUGGAGGUAAAUUUUUGUAGUAAGAUAUAUCGAGCGAAGUGAAUGGAGAAAUUAAUAAUUCUUUAUUCUUUUUUCUCUCUCUCUUUUUCUCUCUCUAUCUCUCUUUUUUCAGCUAAACUACGUAUUUAUAAUCUUUACUAUAAUAUCAAAUUAGAAAUAUCAGUUUUUCAUUAUCAUUAUAAAAUUUCUCCGAAUUCUUUGACUUCAAAAAUAUUCUUAGAUUAUUUUUAUUUUUUUUUAAUAUUUAUUUUUUUUCAAUAUCAUAUUUUGUAACUAAAUUCAAUUUAGAUGAUAAUAAAAAACUAAAUAUAGUGCCAAAAAAUACACUAAGAUUUAUUCCGAGAUAUCACUAAAGAGGGGAAAACAUACAUGUUAUUUUUGCUUCUAUUUUUUAAAUGUAUUUUUUAUUUCAAAAAUACUUUCUUCGACCGAUAUCUCCCAAUAAAUCUGAAAGUAUUGGUAAUAAUAUAAACACGAUGGAAUGUAUAAAUAUGCAUAUCCAGCACGCGCAAGAUAGAGAGAGAAAGAGUUUAGUAUUAAAUUGCUCUGCAAAAAAGAAAGAUUACUCUUUCUUCAGAAAGAGACUUCGAUUGUGUGAUAUAAAAUGGGAGACGACGUUUUCAUUUCUUUUGCUUUCUCCCGACUUUUUUCUGCCAUCUCUCUUUUUUUUUUUAAUUUUUUUUCCAUUUCCUUGGAAUGGAUUACCUUCAAUUAUUUUUUGUUAUUUUUUUUUCUUGGAUGAAACAAUGCGAGAAGAAAAGUUGGGUGGUAGAUGUUGUCACGAAGUUGGUAAAAGUCCUUUUAUUGCUUCUCCACUUUAUUUGAGACACGUCGUCUUUCCAAAAAUAUAAUUUUGCAGCUUACCACUUAUUAUUAUUAUUUUUUUUUAUAUCGUAGGCGUAGAAGCGUACAUUUUGUACAUUAUAGAACAUCUUAUAAAAUAGAGAGUAUAAAACUUUAUUUUAUAUAUAUAUAUAUAUAAAUAUAUAAAUAUAUCUAUAUAUAUAGCAAUAAAAUGAAAUAAACGAGAAGAGAAAGAAAAGAGGAUAAGAAAGUGCGCGCAUACGAGAAAAAGAGAGAGAGAGAGAGGAGUGAAUGGGAUCGCGAGUGAGAGAGAGAAAGAUAGUCAGGCACAUAUAAUUUAGGAAAGAAAAAAAAAAUACUAUUUGAAAAUUUUCUUUAUCCAUUUUUUCAUUUACUUUUUUUCUAUUAAUAUUUUUGAUCUAUUAUUACAAUAAUUACAAUAUAUAUAUUAUAUUAUAUAUAUAUAUACAAUAUGCAUCGAGGGACCAAAAGAAAGAAAAGAAAAAGUGGCAAAAAAAAAUAUAUAUAUAAAAAGGAGGACACCCCUAGAUUUUUUUCUUUGUUAUUUCUUAGUAUUAUUUUUUAUUCGUCCAUAAUUUCUGUCUCAUUUUGCUGAAAUUAAAAAAAUUUAUUACAUAUUUAAAAUUAUUGUUAACUGCCGAAAUCAUUGUAAUACCGUCCUAUACCACAUGCAAUCUAGUUGAAAUUUUAAAGAUUACGAAAAGAUCUAUAUUAAGAAGAAAUAAAAGACAAUAAAAAUAUGUACGCUUAGCUCAUAAGAAUUUAGAAAAAGAAAUGUGCGCGAGUAUGAAUCGUUUUCGCGCCAAUAUUUUCAUUAUUAAAUAUAGAAAUAAUACAUUCUUUUUGAGAGAUUCAUGCUCAAAAUAAGACUGCCAAGUAAUCGAAACACUCCACAUCAUCGUGAUUCUUGUAUUUUAUAUCUAUUUAGGAUUGUACACGUGAAUAGAAUUUAGAACAUUUUCUUUGAUUAUAUUUGUUAUUAUAUAUAUAUAUAUAUAUAUAAUAAUAUAAUUUAUAAAUAUGUAUAUAUAUAUAUAUGUACACAUAUAUAUACAUAUUAUAUACUUCCUUCUCCCUGCUUCAUGCCAGUGUUUUUCCUUUUCGAUUUCAUUUAAUUCUAUUUGCAUAAUAAUUUCUUAGAGGUGUUUGUUCCUUAUCUUAUACUUUUUUAAUUUACUUCCAUUUAUUUUUUUUUUUUUUUAUAUCGAUAAUUUUAAUAUUAUAACCGAUAUCAUGAAUUUAAUCUUCUGGUUCUGAGAUGUUGAGAAUUUUUUUUCCAAGAAAAAAAAAUUUCUCAAAUUUUGUUUUCUUUUUUCUCUCUCCGAAUGAUUCUCUGUUGAACAUCGCGAAAUAAUCCACCGGAAGAGGAAGAAUCAAAAAAUGCUGAAAAGCAACAAUCUACUAGUAUCCCAGUGCCUUUGGAUGCAAUUUUCUAACCUAAUAUAACCUAAUAUAAUACGAAGUGUAUUCCAAAGGUUAUAAUUAACACGUUUCGUAUAAAUUUUUUUUAUUUAUCUAUGAUAGUCGAUUUAAAAUUAAAUUUUUUUAACAAUGUAAUAAACAUAUCAAUUAGAUAAAAUUAAAAAAAGAUUUAAAUAUCAAUAAAUCACUAAAAUUGUUGUUUUCCCUACUUUUGUUGCAAAAAAAAAAAAAUAAUAAACUUGCCGAUACCAUGAAACUUUUCUUUAUCAACAUGGAACGUGUUAAAUAUAAAAAUCCCUAAGAGAAAUAAAUAUCAAACUCUGAACUUAUACUAUAUGAUUACGAAAACCAAGGGAAAAAAUAAAAGUGCCUAUAUUCCGUAUGCAUUUUGGUGUAAUGAAUGAUGAAAUUACAUUCGUAUAUAGUGAUAGAGCGUCGGUGCAUUGUUCUAUUCUAAUGAAUGUCCAUGCUGCUUAGUGAAGAAACGUAAUAUACCUGUAAUCGUAUACAUGUACCUUGCGUGUACGUGCUUCCUCGCGCUUGUAGAAGCGAUAAGAUAAGAGAAACAAUUAUAUAUAAAGAAAAAAAAUAUAUAUAUUAUAUAUAUAUAUAGAAUUAUAAAAAGCCAGCUAGCCAGAUUUGCUGGAAUAACGAGUGAUAAUUGAUUAGUAAUGACAAUUGCCACAUUAUAUAUUUUUUUUCCCCCCUUAUUAUUAAUAUCCUAUUCUUUACUCGUUGAUAAUGAUAGUUAUUCUUUAUUAAAGCGUCUUGCGAAAAAAAUUGCAUUUUUAUGAAAUCGUUAUUAAAAGAAAGAGAGCGUAUAUUUUAGCUAUUUGCGUUUUCAUCAAUGCUUCUUGAACAUAAACAAUGUACUGCCAGAAUAUUCUAUAUAUUUUCAUAAGAAUGUUCUACAAAAUUCAACAAAUAAAACGUCAGCGAGUAA
This is a messenger RNA of Apis cerana (Asiatic honeybee), 5261 nucleotides long. RefSeq names its product innexin 2 (gene Inx2). Gene Ontology annotation, molecular function: gap junction channel activity. The record is from RefSeq and is a predicted model, not a curated record. Gene Ontology annotation, biological process: phototransduction. Lineage: Eukaryota; Metazoa; Arthropoda; Insecta; Hymenoptera; Apidae. Gene Ontology annotation, cellular component: gap junction; plasma membrane.